Thyridium curvatum is the source of this 1281-nucleotide messenger RNA. RefSeq lists its product as uncharacterized. The record is from RefSeq and is a predicted model, not a curated record. NCBI's taxonomy places the organism in Eukaryota, Fungi, Ascomycota, Sordariomycetes, Thyridiales, Thyridiaceae. The transcript has a single exon. The coding region runs from base 1 to 1281 and encodes 426 amino acids. Gene Ontology annotation, molecular function: FAD binding; D-amino-acid oxidase activity.
AUGGAGAACAAGAUUUCCUUCCACCCAAAACCGCUUAUCAACCCUUACAUUGGGUCGCCGCGUAUCCUUGUUAUCGGAGGCGGUGUCACUGGGCUUGUCACCUCAUGGGCGCUCCUUGAUCGUGGCUAUCAUGUCACUGUCUUGGCCAAAGAGUGGGCGUCGUACGGUGAGGGCCCGCGUCUCACGUCUCAAAUUGCGGGCGCUCUGUGGGAAUACCCUCCGGCCGUCUGCGGUCAACAUACAGAUAUCAUCUCUCUUCACCACUCCAGGCGCUGGUGCAUGACGGCCUACCGCAUCUGGGAUGCUAUUGCUGCCGACCCAGAGCUGGUGGCCGUCUCCGGGGUUCGCAUGAAGAAGUCAGCCUUCUUCUUCCCCUAUGCAAUCCCAGAUGACCAGGUCCAGUUUCAGAAGAUGCUCGAUAUUGAGAAGAGCGGCGUUCGAGGCUUUCUUCACUCGGCAUCGCUGAUCCAACACUACGGCAUCAACCCUUCUCACGUUGUUGCCGACGCCUACGAGCUGCUCGCGCCCAUUAUUGAUACUGACCAGGCCAUGACGUGGCUCAUGGAUUUGGUUGAGAGCAAGGGCGCCACAUUCGUUACCGAGACUAUACACGGCGACAUCUUCGACCAUGAGUUGGAGCUACGCCAACGCUUCCACGCCGACGUCAUCAUCAAUGCGACGGGUCUAGCAGGCUACGAGACAGCUGGGGACGCGUCUUGCUACCCUAUCCGAGGCGGCCUCGUGCGCGUCAUUAACGAUGGCGUCGGCUUUCCUCGCGUCGAUGCUGCGCUGAGUAUCUCGGCAGACGCUGGCUACGGCGCCAACGAGAUCGUCUUCAUUGUGCCCCGGAGUGACCGUGUCCUCCUGCUUGGCGGGAUCAGCGAACCUCACCAAUGGGACCUGGACCACCGACUAGAUACCCCCAUUAUCCAGCGUAUGCGAGAGCGGUGCGAGGAUUUCCUGCCCGUGCUUAAGAACGCUCAGCUUGACCCAGAUUAUCCACUCGCACAGGGGCUGCGACCCUUCCGCGGUUCGAAUGUACGUGUCGAGAGGGAGCUGCGCAGGCAUGGGGACGCCUCGACGCCGCUUGGGGCAGCUGUGAGCCGGAUUGUACACAACUAUGGCCACGGAGGUGCCGGUUGGAGCCUCUCAUUCGGCUGUGCCGAAGAUGUGCUUCAUCUUGUCGAGGAGGCGCUCAACGACCUCCCACCCAGGCCGAUGACGCUUGAUGGACGGAAUUACAAGUCAAUCCCGGACAGGAAGGAUAUGGCUCGUUUGUAA